Messenger RNA from Bolinopsis microptera, 3587 nucleotides. RefSeq names its product semaphorin-5B-like. The record is from RefSeq and is a predicted model, not a curated record. Lineage: Eukaryota; Metazoa; Ctenophora; Tentaculata; Lobata; Bolinopsidae. Gene Ontology annotation, biological process: neural crest cell migration; semaphorin-plexin signaling pathway; axon guidance. The transcript has 16 exons. The coding region runs from base 20 to 2347 and encodes 775 amino acids. Gene Ontology annotation, molecular function: chemorepellent activity; semaphorin receptor binding.
UAUAACAAAUAAUUUGAGGAUGAACCGGUUACUACUCCUUUUGAUCUUUGACUUGGUAUCCGGUCAGCAGUACAGCAAGCACAUUACCCCAAUCGACUAUGAGGUGCCACAUGAACUGAUAUUCAAAGAGCAGUGUUGGAGCACGGAAGAAGGCGACCUCAUCGUACCACAGUAUUGUUCCAACACCACUAACUACUGCUCAAAAUGCUACUUCAACAAGGACGUCCAAGACUACCGCAACCAUUACAUGUCUUAUAACGAUAACAGACUUAUUGUUGGUGCCAUGGACAACAUAUUCGCCUUUGACGUGACAGACAACUUGUUUGAGAAGUUACAACAAGUGGACGCCCGUCAUCCCUGUGUGGAAUCCUGCAAGAAUUACAACCGGCUGCUUCUUCCUCUCCCAGACACAGGCCAGAUCCUGACGUGUGGAACUAACGCUUACGCUUGCCAGAUCAGAGAGAUCAAGAACUUAACCAAGUUCAAACGAUUGAGUGGUGAGGGGUUUGUCCCUAUUAACGAGAACGCACAGAACACAGCUGCGUUCUCAGACAGCAGGAUAUUUGCUGGUUCUAUGAUGUCGGGUGACGCUGCUGACAAUGCCUUUGUUGUUGCUAGUGCUAAGAUCGGUAGAGAAGGCGAAAAAGCUUCCUUUGUAAACAUUGUGGCAACUAGCCCCAGUAUUGAGGUGCUUAAUCGUGCAAAGUUCGUCGCUUCGUUCAGCAGCGGUGACUACGCGUACUUCCUAUUCCAGGAAAUAGAAUUCUCCACUGGAGACAGAGUCAACAAGGUUGUAUCACGCAUUGCCAGAGUUUGUAAAGAAGACACGGGAGUAGCGGCAGAUCUGGAAUAUUUCGAUAAUGCAAAAUUGUGGCAAACGUUCGUAAAAUCACGGAUUUACUGCGAGAACAAGGUCACAGAUCCAACCUUUGGAGAGCAGACCUUUACGUACAACCGUGUCGGAGCUGGUAUUAUCGACGAUAACAGGAUUCUGUACGCAGCAUUUUCGGAGGGUGACACCUCAGCAAGUGGUUCAGUUGUAUGUCGUUUCAACCUAACCGAGAUCGACAUUAACUUCAACACCGCUAAAUACAAUCACUUCAACACUGUUGGCAGCUCCCGACCUAAAGCCAAAUCGAGGACUCCCCCUACUUGUGAAGAUAUUGGAAAUGCGGAAUCUGAAGAUAUAUAUGAGUUGAUGUUGACUGUUGAUGACGUCACGUCGAAGGAUCCUCCUCUGUUCCUGCAGUCGGGACCGCAGUUUACUAAACUUCUGGUGGACUCCAACAUUAGAAACGUCUCAAACCCUGUUCUCUUCAUUGGAACUAACAUGGGGAAAGUUCUGAAGGUUACAUGGCGCACAGCUGAUGACGGAUCCUUCAAGCCUAUCCUUAUUGAGUCCAUGCAAGUUGCUAAAGGAGACACCAAAUCAGAUUUAAGCGUCAACUUUCUGGCGUUUGAGAAAACUAUCGAUCCUAACUAUCUAUUCGUGGGUACGGGUACCUCGGUCUCCAAAGUAGUUAUAUCGCGGUGUCUCCGGUUCCCGAACCUGACCCAGAACUGCUGUUACGCGUCACUGGAUCCCUACUGUGGGUGGUGUAGUGUGAUGAGAAAGUGCACCAGCAGACCAGACUGCAGUUCGGACUGGAUACAGAGCCUGACAGCCACUGCUCCUGAUGAAAGUACCUGUGAAAUUAAUCACCACCACACCACGACUCCUCACCACCACACAAGUAAGCACCCUCACUCACUAGACCACCCUACUCUCAAUCCAGGACAAGAUAACACUCAAACGCCUUCGCCGACCACCGCCCCGCCGCCGACAGAGCCGCCGACGACCAAAGGACGAGAUCCGACUCCCGUUCCCAAACCGACGACCAAGCCGGACAGUCAUGAGACAGAUCGUCCAAAAACAGAGCCGGAACCGACAGAGCUAGUACCUAAAACACUCAAACCACCCACCACCAAACAACCACCGCCCGAUAAAAGCACGGAUAUCACCAGGGAGCCCGUCACCGCCACCAGGGAGAGCGUCACCAAUAAUAACAGCACAGCCGCAGAUCCCGACGGUAGAAAUGGUAACGAGGACGCUGUUACGAGUGAAACAGCUGGCUGGAAAAAAAUUGCCAUCGUCAUGGCAACCCUGUGUGGAAUUUUUGUGUUGAUAUCAGCGCUGCUGGCCCUUAAUCUGGCCAGAAAGUGGUGUUAUGCCAGCAGGAAACCGCCCCAAAAAAUGGGAAACAAUAAUCUUCAGCACAAUUACAAUCCCCUUGCCUCACAAGGACCCAAAUCAGAAGACUUUUCUGACAGAAUACCCGUAUAUAAUACCAGAACUAACAACGUGUAGUAGUAAAACCAUGGUCCUAGAUUAAGUAGCGUAUUUUCUUCAUGUGUUUGUAUAAUUGUGCCAACAGAACAGAUAUGAUUGCGAUUUUACAAAUUUCAAGCUUGAAAAUGGGGAGAACAUUGAUGAAAUGGGUGUACAUGCAAAAAAAUUCUCACAGAUACCGUGCAUAUCUGCUCACAGAUUCCGUCACAAGAUGUUUGCCUCUGGCGAGGGGAAUAACAUUUGAGAUUUGUUCGUUUACUUUUGACGUUGCGUGAAUAUUUACCGUUUGUUGUGUAUUUAUUAUUUUUACUUCUGUUUGUAUCUGUUUUUAAGCAUUACAAAAUAAUGUUUAGUCUGUAGAAUUAAGGUAGUGAUAUGAAUUUGAGUGUGUGUCUUAGCUGCUCAUUUUGAGUCAUUUCUGAAGUUUUAGGUUCUGAGUUCUGAUUGUUUUUCGCUAGUUAACUUUCUCUUAAAAAUGAGAUAAAUAUGAUAUUAAUAAACAAAAACUGAACUAUGAUUGUGUUCUCCUGGAUUUCUAGUUGAUGUGAUCCAGUUACUGCUGACGGACUUUCAUUUAAAUGCGCAGUUUUUCAGCGCGGCGCAAUAUUUCUUGAUAAUGAUAAUAUAAAAUUUAAUCAAUUUUGGAUUUCCACAAGGCGUGACCGCUGAUUUUAAAUAAGCUGUGAUUUUGGUUUUUAAAUGGUUUGAUCUAAAUGCUGAGCAUGGUUUUAUAUUUUAAAUGUUGCAAAGCUCCAAAAUGUCAGACUCCGAGGGAAGUCGCGAUAUUUUACCAUUUAAUACUUCCCGGUCGCCCUUUCCAACAUACUACAUAAUAUAGGCGAACGAAUCAAAAUUAUUAUAAACCAAUACUUCAAAUAUAUCUCCGGGCGUGAACAUCUUCACUACUAUUCAUUAGGGUUUGCCUGCUGCACCCCUCUUUGGUCAUGUAUGGUCAAAUUGCUGUAGAAACGAAAUGAUAUGUCGACAUUGAACCGUCAGGUGAAAUAUAUUGAAGUUACCUUUCAAUGAAUCAUGCUUCGAGAACUAUUGGGAGUGGGAAAGAAUGCGGUGCUUCAAAAUCAUCCCUGUAAAACUCACAAAAAUGUGAUCCUUUACUAUGGCUACAAAAAUAUAAACUAGCUGAAACAAUUUUUUAUUAAAUCUUUUAAUGGCCAAGACAAUUACUAGAUUAUCCUUAUGAAUUGACUUUAAGCCCUUUAUUCCGUCCUGAAGAGGGUGUUUUAGCGACAGGAUAUUA